Molecule: messenger RNA, 558 nt
Organism: Fonsecaea erecta
Lineage: Eukaryota; Fungi; Ascomycota; Eurotiomycetes; Chaetothyriales; Herpotrichiellaceae
Exons: 1
Coding region: 1-558 (185 amino acids)
Cellular component (GO): membrane; intracellular membrane-bounded organelle
Molecular function (GO): heme binding
Source: RefSeq, a predicted model, not a curated record
AUGGUGUGGAUGCAAGCGGUGCGAAGGGGUCGAUUUGGACCGACAGGCCCUCUCAAGCAGGACGACGGCGAGGUUGCCCAUGUCGAAGUCGUGGGUCCUACCCAGAACGACGACACCACAGAGACUCCCUCGAGCACUACCGACAGACUAUUCCCCUUCGCCCCAGAGUCAUUAUCAGACGAUGCACUGCCCUUUAUCCCCAAGGAACUGAUCCUCGAACGCGGCAGCAAGCGCUCUAAAACAGAAGAUCAACAAGGGGUCAGUAACGGAGAGGAGCAGAAGCAGCAGCAAGACCACGGAGCGGAACACUGGAUUGUCAUUGACAACAUCGUCUUCGAUUGCAGCGAAUUCAUCUCCGAACACCCCGGCGGUCAGCAGGUCAUUCUCAGCUUCGUAGGGGAGGACUGUUCCUGGCAAUUCUGGCGGUUGCAUGGCAAGAACAUCAUGGAGCAAUAUGGGCGUGCCCUCCGGAUCGGGAGGACCGAAGGGGUCAAGAACAGAUUUGUCGAACCUGUCAGAUACGUCGGCUUGACGAAGCUCGGUGACGACGGGUGGUAG